Messenger RNA from Rotaria sordida, 1632 nucleotides. The record is from the annotation of a GenBank genome assembly. NCBI's taxonomy places the organism in Eukaryota, Metazoa, Rotifera, Eurotatoria, Philodinida, Philodinidae.
AUGUAUAAAAUUUCUUAUUUUCUUAUUUUUUAUUUUUUAAUAUCAAAUAUUCAUGGAGAAUGUUUAGAAUUUAGUUAUAAUUCAGUAAAGAGUAUUAAACAAACUUGUGAAAUAUUGAUUUCAAAUCAUAAAGGUUUUCAAAAAUGUUUAAAAUGUUCAAUAAAUAGACCAAUGAUACCGUUAGAAAAUAUAACAAUAGCUCAAAAUUGUUCACCUGUAGUCGAACUUCAAUGUGUAGAAUUUGAUUUUAAUGAUACUCAAACAUUUCUUAAUUUUUCUCAGCAAUAUUGGAAUGUAAUCAAUAAAUUAUUCGAUAAAAAUAUAUCAAUAAAGAAAACAUUGUCAAAUGGAUUGUUUAUAAAUAUUGCAUAUGAUUCACUUGAUGUAUUAACUUUACAAACAAUUCAAUCAUUUGAAACUAUAUCAAAUCGAAAUUUUAAUGGUUUAAGAUUAGUAAUGAGAAAUCGUGGUAAUCGAACAAAACUUUAUAUUGAUUCUAAUAUUCAAAAUACAACAUUUCGUGUUUUACAAAUCUACAUUCAUUGUGGUGAUACACAAGGCUGGAAUAUUUAUAAUUACGUUCAUCAUAGUAAAAAUAAACAACAACCUAACUACAUUGAAUGCCAAAUUCCUACUACAACAUUGAUUACAACUACUCAAUUGACAACAGCUAUACGACAUACUACAUCUACCACAUUCACUUUAUCUACUACUACUACUACUACAGAAAAUUCCAGAAUACGUAUUUCGUCUACCACUGAUAAAACAACCACCACAUACAUAUUAUCUAGUAGUACUAAAAAUCUCAUACGUACUUCGACUACUACUAAUAAACCAACUACUACAUACAUUUUACCUAGUACUACUAAACAUUUCAAACGUACUUCGUCUACUACUCAUAAACCAAUCACCACGUACAAAUUAUCUAGUACUACUAAAAAACUUAGAAUACCUACUUCAUUUAUUACUAAUAAACCAACCACCACAUACAAAUUAUCUAGCACUACUAAAGAACCCAUACGUACUUCGACUACCACUCAUAAACCAACCACUACAUACACAUUAACUAGUACUACCGAAAAUCUCAUAAGUACUUCGAUUAUUACUACUACUGAACCAACCACCACAUACAUUUUACCUAGUACUACUGAAAAUCUCAUACAUACUUCAUCUACUACUUAUCAACCAAUCACCACAUACACUUUAUCUAAUACUACUGAAAACACUAGAAUACUUACUUCGUCUACGAUUCUUGAAACAGAAACACAAAUUACAUUAUCUCCAACUAAAACAACAACAACAACAACAACAACAACAACUAUUGUCGAAUGCUGUAAGACUGAACAAUCAUUAACGAUUACUCUCUUAGUUACUAUAACUACUAGAAUUCAUAGUUCUUCAAAAUCGAUAAAAUCUACAAAACAAAAUGAAUCCAAACUAACUCUUAUUUUAAGUUUAGUUAUAAUUGGAUGUUUACUAUUAUGUCUUUUGGUUGCCUUUAUUUUAUAUAUGUUACGCACCAGAUAUAAUCGAAACGAAGAAAGACAAUUAAGUACAUCAUCUCAUGUAAUCGAUUCAAUAACAAAUGCUGAAAGUGGAAUAUCAAGCAAAUGGAUUAGAAGCUCAUUUUAA